This is a messenger RNA of Mauremys mutica (yellowpond turtle), 1048 nucleotides long. It is a transcript of the gene TSR2, whose product is annotated as TSR2 ribosome maturation factor. The coding region runs from base 50 to 589 and encodes 179 amino acids. Lineage: Eukaryota; Metazoa; Chordata; Testudines; Geoemydidae. Gene Ontology annotation, biological process: maturation of SSU-rRNA from tricistronic rRNA transcript (SSU-rRNA, 5.8S rRNA, LSU-rRNA). The transcript has 5 exons. Gene Ontology annotation, cellular component: nucleus. The record is from RefSeq and is a predicted model, not a curated record.
CGAUGCUCUCCGCGCUCGGUUCCUGCCGCCCGCGCUGGCGCCCCCUGUCAUGGCGGCGCCCAGGGAGGAGACACGUGGCCUGUUCGGCCAGGGGGUCCGGGCGGUGCUGGGCAGCUGGGCCGCGCUGCAGAUCGCGGUGGAACAUGGCUUCGGCGGCGCCCACGGUCGGGAGAAGGCCGAGUGGAUGGUGGGCGCGGUGGAGCAGUAUUUCCACAGCAACGCGGCCCUGGAGCCGGAUGAGGUGGAGGAUUUCCUCGCUGAGGUGCUGAACAACGAAUUCGACACCAUCAUUGAGGAUGGCAGCUUGGCUGAGGUGAGCCAGCAGCUCCAGUCGCUCUUCGCUCGCUGCCAGCGUGGCGAGGGGCCGGCCCUGACGGAAGCCAUCGCCCGGCUCACACGGCGGCAGCAGGAGGUGGGCAGGGCAGCCACCCAGGCCCGACUCGCUGAGGGGACCAGCAGCGAGGAGGAGGAGGAGGAGGAAGAAGAGGAGAGGCCGGAGGAGGUGAUGGACUGCAGCAGCCCCGGGCCCCCCCCGGACCCUCCCCCGGCAGAGGACGGCUGGACAGUCGUACGGAAGAAAAAGAAAUGAGGGGGGGCCCCCCCCCCAUGGCACGAGGGGGCUUCGUGGCAGGGGAAUAAACCUGGUGUAGCCACAAUGUGUUGCUAUGGCAACAGUUGGGGGGGAAUCCCCGGAGCGGAGGAGAGUGUUAGACUGGUGGGGGGGAGAAGCCAGCGCCUCCCAGAGGGGAUGUGCCCCAUUCCCUGCCCCCCCUGAGCCAGCCAGUCCCCGCCCUAGGGCCGGAUGGGAGGGGACACCCCCCCCAUUCCCUGCCCCGAGCCAGCCAGUCCCUGCCCUAGGGCCGGAUGGGAGGGGACACCCCCCCCAUUCCCUGCCCCCCUGAGCCAGCCAGUCCCCGCCCUAGGGCCGGAUGGGAGGGGACACCCCCCCAUUCCCUGCCCCCCUGAGCCAGCCAGUCCCCGCCCUAGGGCCGGAUGGGAGGGGACACCCCCCAUUCCCUGCCCCCCUGAGCCAGCCAGUCCCCGCCCU